AACAGCUGAGGUACUGUGUAACACUACAAGUAGAAGAAAGAACACCCUUCCAACAAAACUUUGCAUUUUGCUUAGUGGUGGUGUACACAUUUCAGUGAUAUGGAAUGCAAUUUCUUUAACUGUCAAAGAAGGUUUACUUCUUAAAGAUUUUUUUGGAUUACAGUUUUUUCUCUUUCAACUAAUGUAAUUAAACUCAACAGAGUUGCUUGAAACAUUAGAGCAAAAUAAUUAAAAACAAAAGAAAGAAAGAAAGACAAAUUGAAGAAAGGACAACUUACUGAAGCAGUGUCUUGUUUGGAAAUGUUUGUGAAGAUGCUUAAAUUUGACAGCAGGAUUUUUUUGUUACUCUGUUUAACUCUGUGCCAAGACUGUUACGCAGCUCAGAACUGUGUCAGCAAACAGCAGAUCUCAUCUACCAUCCGCCAGAUGCAGCAGUUCUUAAAGGGGCAGGAAAAUCGAUUUGCUGAAGUAAUUCGCAUCAUGAAAACCAAGCUGACAAAUUUACAGAACUCAAUUUCCAAAGCAAAUGGGGACGAAUAUAUAGUGUCUUGUCCUACACUGGAAGCUCCAGCCAAUGGCAAAAAAUUUGGAACAAAGUACCUUGUAGAUCAUGAAGUCCAUUUUACCUGCAAUGCUGGAUUUGAGCUCAUAGGCCCCAACAGAAAAGUAUGUCAAGAAAAUGGUAACUGGACUGGCGAUAUGCCUUUUUGCAAGGAUGCCAGUGCCUGUGCAAGUCAGCCUUGUCAGAAUGGUGGAAUAUGUUCAGAAGGUAAUAGUAACUACAAAUGUACAUGCCUGCAGGGCUGGACAGGAUACAACUGUCAGCACCCAACACCGACAGCUCCCCCAGAAUGGAGUGUUAUGAAUGACCCCGCCUUCAGCAGGAAACCACGAUGUGCAAAGAUUGACAGGACUCACCACUGCAGUUGCGAGCCAGGUUUCCACAUGAGUGGCACAUAUGACAACAGCAUAUGUCAGGAUGUGAAUGAAUGCGAGGUGUACAAGACACAAGUAGGUCCAAGACUCUGUAUGCAUGCUUGUAUCAACACUCCUGGCUCCUAUCACUGCUCCUGCCCACCGGGAUACAAACUUUUUAGUGAUGGAAGAAGCUGUGAAGAUAUUGAUGAAUGCCUCAUGGCCCUACAUAACUGCAGUCAGGAAACUACCUGCAUAAAUACUGGAGGGGGUUACUAUUGUAUCAACCCAGAGUGUCCCAAGUCAUAUGGAGACAUCAGCUAUGUUAAAACAUCACCUUUUCAGUGUGAACGUAACCCAUGCCCGAUGAAUAGUCGAACGUGUCAUCUGGCACCAAAGACCAUCUCAUUCCAUUAUCUUUCAAUGCCGUCUGGGUUAGAAACUCCAAUUACUCUCUUCCGCAUGGCAAGUGCAUCAGCUCCAGGAAGACCAGGUCCUGACAGUUUGCGUUUCGGGAUAGUUGGAGGAAACAGCAGAGGAAACUUUGUGAUGCAAAGGUCAGACAGACAAACAGGAGAACUGAUUCUCGUUAAACCUUUGUAUGGACCUAUGACUGCAGAGAUUGAAGUUGAUAUGUCAGAGUACCUUGAUCGUACAUUCCAGGCCAAGCAUGUGUCAAAGGUCUUCAUUUUUGUUUCUCCAUACAACUUUUAGAAAAAAUGACUUUUGUUAUGAAAUUUUUGUUCUAGCACUGACUUGAUCAAGUAAUUACCAAUCGUGUUUGUAAAAAUUAAUAACUUUCCAGUCAACUUACUUACCAAAGAGCACAGCAAGAGUGCAAGUAUAAUAAUGUAUGAAAUGCAACUUUUGAAUAUAAAAUUAAUAAGCAGUAUAUAAAUGCACAGAUGUGAUAUUCUGAAGAGAAAAUAGUGUAAAUACAUUUGUUAAAUGUACUAUCAAUACAGUAUUAUUAAAAGGCAAUUUGCAAUUGCCAGUUAAAAACUUUUCAGUGGGCAUACUUACCAGAGCAACACACUUUGAUUGUAAUCAUAAAAGUGUAUGAACUACAAGUUUUGAAUAUAAAAUUAAUCAGCAGUAUGUAAAUACACAGAUGUGAUAUACUGAAGAGUUAAUAAUGUACAGUAUGGUAAAUGGACUAACGAUGCAGUAUUAUAUUAAAUGGCGAUCUUACAUUAUCAGUGGUUUGAUCACUAUGAUAGUUUACAGACAGGGUAUUUAGUAAAUGCUGUUUCUUCAAAGUUCUGAGUUGCAGUCCAACAUAUUGGGCAUGUAUAGAAAACAGAAAUAAUAUGCAAGAGCACAGUUUUAUUUUACCUUUCCAAAGUUUUAAAAGGGUAUGUUGUAAAUAUAAAUGGAUAAGCAUUACAAGAAUUCGGAUUUCCUCGUUUUAGUAUCUUGAGUAUUCAUCAAAGGCCUGUCAAAGGUUUUUUUUUUUUACUGUCAACAAUUGUGGAAAUACUUUGAGAAGCUAUUAAUCAAUUAAGAUUUAUUUUAGGAAGUUUGAACCCCUUUCAGAUUUGUUUUAGGCAGUAAGGAUGCUCCUCUGAUGUCUGCCCCCACAUCUACAUAUGCAAAUACAUAGCUACCUUAAGUUGUAAUUUGCAGUCCUAACAUGGCAGAAUAAUAAGGCAAAUCAAUGAGUGUUUCCAAAUCACCUUGCAAGAAGUUAAUCUGUCAUAAUUAAAUAAAUUAAAAAAAAAAAUCCAAAAUUACGGAGUACAAAAUGGUAAUGAUGCAGGCUGAGGUAUUCAUAAACAUUUUACCCAGAUUCAGAAGAGGGUUAUAUACUGUGUUUCCUGUGUAUGACCUUGACAGCAACACCAUUUAUAAAAUAAAUUAGUGCUACUUUUAAACCAUAGUAGCUAGCAUGUAAACAGUCAUACUAGGGAUAUAGCCCAUGUAGUUACCAUGACUGCGCUCAUGUACAGUUAGCAAAUGAUAGUUCACAACCUUCCACUCCCCUGCUUAACUUAGGCUCCUUCAUGUACCACACCUCUAGGUAACACCUAAAGUAAUGCUGUAAACAGAACUGUGAACCACAAUCUGCAAUGAUAUGAAUGCACACAAUUGAUCUAAAUGCACUGCACCCACAGACACUAAGCAAUCUCAUAUCCCAAAAGUCCGUCCUCCUACCUAUUCCUAUGUCCCAGUACCCAAAACAAGUAUUAGGUCACCCAGAAACAGUUGCAUUAUUGCUAACAGUACAGAGAACUGUGGCAGGCAAACAGAACAAUGUUGACCUACAAAUACUGUAGCUGCAAACACUAGGGAAUAACUUCUCCCUCAUACACCUUCAUCUGUUUAAUCGUAUGCUCUGUUGUCUAACAACACGACUAAUAGGUUCAUAGGUAAGUACUAAGCUAUCUGCCCGAGGGCAUCUAUAAGCCUAGCCAGAAUGUUAAAGCCAAUUCUCUGCUACUGAUAAAAUAAAACAGUCCCUGGCAGACUGCUUAAGUGAAAGCCACAUUACUGAUGAUAUAGGCUUCAGUCACUUUUGAAUGUCAUAUUUUAUUGUAAUAAAACAGUUUCUAUUUAUGUGUGUACCAGACCACAUUAGGACAGCUGUGUACAACAGCGAUGGCAUACAGGGUUUAUUCCCUGCUCCUCAGUUAUAGAACUGAUAGAUUUAAGAUAAUUUUGGCCUCCUUGGCCUGGACAGUGGAGCAGGGUUCAUUUGUAAAUAGUGUAAAUGAAGGGACUGGUUCUCUAUAUAUAAGAACCCCUUUGAUUAAGCCAUUAAUGCCUGCGAUUGUUAUUCAUGUAAAGGCUGUUUUUCAGUUAUGGAUUGCUGAACAGAAAGACACAUAAUUGGCAUUAACAGGUGCACAGGUGGGAUUUUCUCUUUCAUAAGUAUAUAGUUGUACCUACAUAAACUUCUACACUGCCUACAUUCUGUACUCCAGGAUUCACAAGUUUGUGAAUCAUAGACCAUGCUGUAAUCCCUCUUUCACAUACACACUGAGUACCUGGAUUCAGCCAGGUAUACAGUAGUGUUGGUCAAAGAUACAGAACAGAGUAUGGCACUACUCAAAUGUGUUAGGAAGCUAUUAUAGAGUGUGUAGGGCUCUAGUAUGUAACCUAGACUGUGUACCAGGCUUACACAAUUGUGUACUUUGUCUAUGAAUACCUUUAAUUCUCAGUUUAAUUAACAAUGUACAGUUUAAAUAUUGGAAAAAGUUAUAGUAAGAUUAUAUGAAGAUUAGACACUUCUCUCUUUCUCUCUUACACACACACACACACACACACACACACACACACACACACACACACACACACACACACACACUAGCCUGAAGACCCAUUUAUGGUCAAAGCAUACAUCUUGGUAAACAUUUCUGUAGUACAUAAAUAUAUUUGUGUUUGUUACAAAAAUAGUAUGACUGGUUAAUAUCAUGUUAUGUGACAUAAAAUACAAUUAAAACAUGCUGCAUGUUUACUGGUUAAGAACA
Protopterus annectens (West African lungfish) is the source of this 4385-nucleotide messenger RNA. It is a transcript of the gene FBLN7, whose product is annotated as fibulin 7. The record is from RefSeq and is a predicted model, not a curated record. The coding region runs from base 301 to 1629 and encodes 442 amino acids. Lineage: Eukaryota; Metazoa; Chordata; Ceratodontiformes; Protopteridae. The transcript has 8 exons. Gene Ontology annotation, molecular function: calcium ion binding.